GGCCUUUUUAAUUAGAGAAAAAUAAAAGGCAAAAGAAACGCUAUGCGACUCUCUCUGAACAACCCCUUAAAGCUCAAGGCCAAGGCGCCUCUUCUGCUUCACUCCCUCUCUCUACCCACCGCCAACAUCACUCCAGCGUUUCGAAACGUUUCAACUUCAUCAAAAGCAACAACCCUAUCCCUAACUACAAGAACCACAGGCUUUCUUCCCUCGCCGUUUCUUCGCUGCUCCACAGCCAUGGCGACCGCCGCGUCUAUUCAAGUCAAGGAGCAAAUUGAAUUGACCCAAACUGAGAAGAAGAUUUUCGAUAGGCUUUUGAACACUCUUCGCCACUUCAAUCUCCAAACUCAGCUUCGAGUUGCUGGUGGAUGGGUCCGCGAUAAGCUUCUUGGGAAAGAAUGUUAUGACAUUGAUAUUGCACUUGACAAUAUGUUGGGCAGUGAAUUUGUUGACAAGGUUCAGGAAUACUUGUUAUCAACAGGGGAAGUGGCACAGGGACUUGCUGUCAUUCCAAGUAAUCCUGAGCAGUCCAAGCACUUAGAAACUGCUAGGAUGCGCCUUUUUGAUUUAUGGAUUGAUUUUGUGAACUUAAGGUGUGAAGACUAUAGUGAGAGUAGCCGCAUCCCUACGAUGGUAAACAAAUAUUUGAAAUUUGGUACCGCUGAGGAGGAUGCAUAUAGAAGGGAUUUAACCAUUAAUAGCUUGUUCUACAACAUUAACACCAACUUAGUUGAAGACUUCACUAAAAGAGGGAUUGAGGAUCUAAAAUUUGGAAGGAUAGUGACUCCAUUGCCUCCAAAGGCUACGUUUUUGGAUGAUCCCCUACGGGUUCUUCGAGCUAUUCGUUUUGGUGCAAGGUUUGGUUUCACUCUGGAUGAAGAAUUAAAGAAAGCUGCUGCAUGUGAUGAUGUCAAAACAGCUCUUGCAGCUAAAAUUAGCAGAGAGCGCAUUGGAACUGAAAUUGAUCUCAUGAUCUCUGGCAAUCAACCUGCUAAAGCAAUUGACCACAUUUGUGAUUUGACAUUAUUUUGGGUUGUCUGCAGUCUCCCUGCGAAAGUAGAGCCUGCUGUAUCAGAAGAUUGCUAUAGGCUGUCUGCUUCUUAUUUGGAUGCUACAUGGAACCUUAUUCGACUUAUUGGAUGCUCCAGCUUUGAUGACGAACAGAGAAGGCUGUGUUUGUAUUCUGCUUUAUUUCUUCCAUUGUGUAGUGCCACGUACGGGGAUCGAAAGGCUAAAAAGAUUCCUGUCAUCAACUACAUUUUCAGGGAUUCUCUUAAGCGAAAAGCUAGUGAUGCUGAAACAGUUAUAAACGUCCACAAGUCGUUGGAGAAAUUCUUAUCCUUGAUUCCUUCUCUUUUAUCAAAUGAGGAUAUCCAACUUUCUGAGAUUGACUGGGGUAGAGAAAUUAUCGAUGUUCCUUUUACUUCAAAAUUGCGGGUACUGACAGGUAUGUAGUUAUUACUAUUGUAGUUUGUACUUUUAAGAUUGUCUAUAUAUGGUUGUUUUUUUCUCCAAAAAUAGACUUCUGAAUAUAAUUCAUUAUGAAUUAUUUUCCUCAAAACACUGACCUCUCAUUAGACAACCAUGUGUGAGAAUUGAUAUAUCAAGUUUUUAUUAUAUGUAGUAUGAUAAUAAGUUGUGUUUAUGAAUAAUAGUAAAAUGUAUCAAACCUGAAGAAAUAUUGGGUCACUGCUAUAGAGAAUUGAACUUCUUUACAAUUGAAACCGACCAAAGCAAUCCAGGAGUGUUCCCUGAGAAAGACAUGCUUUCUAGAAUUGGAAUCUUGGGGAGUCUAAAUGCAUAACUAUUCACUUUUGGUUCUAGCUAUGAGGAUAUUUAUGCUUUUCAUAAUUAGUUAUUUCUACCGAACACUUGACUCAGCUUUACAGGUUUUACUCUAUCAGCCUGAUUUUCUUUUUGCUUUAAAACACUUAGA
Molecule: messenger RNA, 1936 nt
Organism: Durio zibethinus
Lineage: Eukaryota; Viridiplantae; Streptophyta; Magnoliopsida; Malvales; Malvaceae
Source: RefSeq, a predicted model, not a curated record